ACUGUUAGCACUUUUUCAUUGCUUAGCUUUCAUAGCUUUCAUAGCUGAGACAUCGACAAUGCUGCUCCAAAGUCUCUUGGCCACUGUCCUGGUAUUCCAGGCAUGUCUGGCUGGCCCCCUUUCUCUCGACCCCAGAAUCACCGACGGUAGCGAUGCCAUGCCCGGUGAAUUCCCUCAUCAAGUAUCUAUUCAAUGGGGUUUUCCACCUUUCAUUUCUUAUCAACACACCUGUGGAGGUUCGAUUCUGGAUGAGAAGACCAUUUUGACUGCUGCACACUGCAUUCCGGAAUUUGGCGUUUUGAAAAUAAUCGCUGGCAAGUACUUCCUUGAUAUCGAAGAGGAUAGCAACCAGGAGUCUCUCGUCAACAGAAUCAAGGUUCACGAAGGAUUUAAAGGAGACAUUUCUCAACACGAUAUCGCUAUCUUAAAACUGGCGACACCUCUCGUCUACAACGAGAAAGUAUCCGCUAUCCAGUUGCCUCCUCAAGGUGAGCUAGAAACCGGAGAUGCCUUACUCAGUGGAUGGGGCUCGAUCUCGAAGGACUUCCUGCCAGUACUGCCCGCCGUCCUCCAGAAAGUCACCGUUCCCGUACUGGAUAACGUCUCAUGUCUGAAGAGAUUCCCGAACAACAUUAUCGGCAAGCAGCCGGAACUCUUCGACACGCAGAUCUGCACUGACUCUACUAAGGGAGAAUCCGCUUGCUCGGGCGACUCUGGCGGCCCGCUGGUGCAAGUCGUGGACAAAGUUACCAAGCAGAUCGGCAUCGUUUCAUGGGGUAUCUACCCAUGCGGUGCGAAUCUCAUGCCUUCAGUCUACACCCGCGUGUCCUCCUACACCGAUUGGAUCAACAAGAAUAGGGAAUUUGCAGCUCGGGAAUACCGAUCCUCAUCAAACAUCGAGAUGUCUCUCAAAGCAAUCAUAGUCUUUGCUCUCCUGGCGGUGGCGUUUGCCGAGAAACCGUACCUCGGUUUCCGUUUACCCGACCUGACCCAAGUGGUCGGGGGCAACGAGGCCAAGGAACAUGGUUAUCCAUACAUCGUGUCCAUGCAAUGGGCAGGCAGCCAUUUGUGUGCCGGAUCCAUCCUCAACCAACGUUGGAUCUUAACUGCAGGACACUGCGUUCAAGCAGUUCCAGGUGUUGACCAGUUGGGCAUCAAAGCUGGGAAACACAACCUCAGAAUUAUUGAGAAUAGUGAACAGUCGAUCAAAGUCGUGGCAACCUAUGUACAUGAAAACUAUAGAGGUGGCGUCGGACCCUUCGAUAUCGCCUUGAUGAAGCUCGCGAAAGAUUUGACGUUCACGAAGGAGGUGCAACCGAUCGCACUACCGGAAAAGAACAGCGAGCCCACGGGAGACGCGAUUCUUUGCGGCUGGGGCUCCACCUCGAAAACUAUAGUCCCGAAUAUGCCAGACAAGCUUCAGGACGCUAAACUGCCCAUCGUCGACCGCCAAUCUUGCGACAAUGCCGUCAGGCGCCUUACUGGGUCGUCCCCGGUUCACGAGACCAAUGUCUGCACAGGUCCACUGGAAACCGGUGGAUUCUCCGCUUGCAGCGGUGACUCCGGCGGUCCUUUGGCCCAGAAGAAUUCAGACGGCAGUUCGACAAUCAUCGGUAUUGUGUCUUGGGGUAUUAUCCCGUGCGGCACCCGCGGUGCGCCAUCCGUGUACGCUAGACCAUCCCUGUUCAACGACUGGAUCGCGCAGAUAAUGAAAAACAACUAACACAAUAAUCGAAUUGAACCGGUCGGUUAUGACGACAAUGAUGGCGAAACUUUAGCGCCCUUAGAGCGCGGCGAUAAUAAAUAAUACGCGAGAAAUAUAAACGAUGUUGUAUACUGCUA
This is a messenger RNA of Harpegnathos saltator (Jerdon's jumping ant), 1842 nucleotides long. RefSeq names its product transmembrane protease serine 9. Gene Ontology annotation, biological process: proteolysis. The coding region runs from base 59 to 1723 and encodes 554 amino acids. Gene Ontology annotation, molecular function: serine-type endopeptidase activity. The transcript has 8 exons. Lineage: Eukaryota; Metazoa; Arthropoda; Insecta; Hymenoptera; Formicidae. The record is from RefSeq and is a predicted model, not a curated record.